This is a messenger RNA of Nematostella vectensis (starlet sea anemone), 2907 nucleotides long. RefSeq lists its product as uncharacterized. The record is from RefSeq and is a predicted model, not a curated record. NCBI's taxonomy places the organism in Eukaryota, Metazoa, Cnidaria, Anthozoa, Actiniaria, Edwardsiidae. The transcript is spliced from 14 exons. Gene Ontology annotation, biological process: signal transduction. The coding region runs from base 172 to 2532 and encodes 786 amino acids.
GCCACUUUUUCACGAUGAGACUAGUUCGCCGGCUCUUUAGAGAUCUAAAUAAAUUAUCUAGAUGAAUACGAAUCACGCGAGUUGCACGAUAGAAGCAAUCGUGACGAGAAAUAACAUCAUAUCGUGAGAUAAUGAGAUAUGUCAAUUAUAAGUCCCCUGUAGUUGGUCGGCAUGGGUUGUGCCCCUAGUUCAAGUGGGACAAUAUCUUCCAAAGAAUCGAUUCAGCUCAUCCAGGAAAUAGAGGAGCUCAAAAAACAUCAGGAAACCAAAGAAGAAGAGAUCAAGAAGUUGAGGAGCGAAAAUGCGUUUUUACGCGAGAGUGCAGGAAUUGUAGAAGAGGAGAACGUGCGACUUGACACAUCAUUAGAAGUCGAACAACUUUCUAAGGAACUUGAAGCAUUGAAACUUGAAAACAGUAAUCUGAGGAAAGAAUUAAUGACAAUGGGGUCUCCUUCUAAGGUUGUUCCACAAAACCGAUCUCCCGUUAAAGGUCUACAAAAAGAAUCCAAGAACUUGCCUAAAGUUGGCGACCAUGUGUUGGCCAUGUGGUCUGUGAGCAUGUGGCAGUACUUCACAGCGACCAUCGUCAGCUUUGACCCCAACACGCUCAAGUUCACUAUCGAGUGGGACGACCAGGAUCCUUCGGGCCGGGUAAUCGAUUACUAUAACCUGGCUCUUGACAGGGUCCCGGAUGAUGACGAGAUCGCGGUAGGCUCUAUAGUCCUGUUUCCCCAAGGAGCAUAUAAGGGGAAGGAAGGCGUCCGACUUGGUGGUCAGCGGUGGCAUCAGGGUCGUAUUACGGACGUAACUCACGGUCCGGAUGGGGAGAAACUCUAUGACGGCGAACACACGAAAGGCAAAAACGAUGGCAAGUGGGUCACCUACAAAGGCUAUGAUCCAAAGUUUGAUGACUUAAAGCGACAUCAGCUCCGCAUAGCACCAAACGUACUGGAUCUAUUAUCUGCAGAGGAAGAAAGUGACCCUCCAUCACGAGCCGGUGACGUCAUUAACCCAUGUGACGUGUUUAUAUCAUACGCCAAGGCUAAUAGCGUGAACGCCGUCCGUAAUAAAGAGAUCCCUGACUUACCACCCACCUAUGAGGAGGCCGUAGCUCACCUUUGCGACCCCAGAGACAUCCGACAGGAACUACUUCAGAAAGGAAUUCAGGUGAACAAGGAAGAUAACCACAGCAAUUUGAUGGACACUGUGAAAAUGAUCAACAGCGCCAAAGUAUUCGUUGCCUUUCUUAGCGACGAGUACGCAAGCGAUGAGAUAUGUCGUCAGGAGUUCCAGUACGCCAAGAAAACUGCAAAGAAGCCCGUGGUUCCGGUAGUAAUUGGAAAUUCGUUUGAUUGGAUGAUGUCUGUUGUCGGGUUGCUGAUCGCAGGAGAGCUGUAUAUCCAUUUUAAGGAUAAGUCCAUUCAGGACGUGAAGAUGCAAGAGCUGCUUAAAGCCGUCAAAAGAAGUGUCAAGGUUGACGAGCCAGAUGCAGCAUCCAUUCAGACGGUGAGCGCUUUACCACCUGUCUUGGAGACUGCAGACGUGUUUGUCAGCUACUGUUGGUGGAAUUCUAACACUGCUUACCAAGCUAAACAGAUUUCUAGCUUGAUUGGUAACCAGUAUAGUGACCCACGCAAGAUCAAAGAAGACCUUAGCAAGAUGCUCAACCUGGUGAUUUGGCUGGAUACGGAAAGACUGCAGACCAACAAUCAAUCCGAUUCUUCCAUGGGCAUGUUUGAGCAGAUUGCUAAAGGUCUUGCAAGAGCAAAAGUGAUAAUUGUGUUUGUUAGCGAGGAGUACGCAGCUAGCGACAACUGCCGGAUGGAGUUCCAGUUCGCACUCAAGUCCCUCCGAAAACCUAUCGUACCAGUGAUUGUGGGCACGGGACAGAAAUGGCAGCAGACUGUUGUCGGGUUACUAGUAACGAGCCAAAACACCGAGCCAGUCAGCAUGCAUGGCAUCUCCUCUGAUGAAGGCUACCGUGGUGCCCUUGACAAAAUCGGCGAUCACGUCAAGUCUUUGCUCGGUCUGAAAGAGCAAGAGACAACCUACAAAGCGCCAGUUAUUGGAGAUCACGUGGUCUGCCAUCAUCAACAAUGGGCGUACUACUACGCUACUGUUGUAACAUUUAACCGUGAGACCAUGGAAUACACAGUGGACUGGGACGACGGUGACCCAUCGGGAAGGGUCCAGUCUUAUAACUAUGUAGGUAAGGAUGAGGUUCCUACGCCGGACCAGAUUGGAGUGGACUCCAUCGUGUUUUUCCCUCAAGGAAGUUAUGCCGGCACUGUGGGAAACAAUGCAGGCGGGGGGCGCUUUCACGAAGGGAUCAUCACGAAUGUCCGCAAGGAUGCAUCUGGAGUUACGGUUUACGAUGGCCAUCAUACAAAAGGCGAAGAAGACGGCAAAUGGGUUACUUACAAAGGCUACAGCUACGAGUUUUUCGACAUGAAACUCGAAGAUCUCAGGAUCGCGCCUAAUGCCAUGGACGCGCUGAUGGCCUGUAAACAAGUCUUUAAUGUAGACACAUGAAUAUCAGCGCUAUCGCUCAUGUGCUGACCCCAAACCCACAGGUCAACUCAACCCCGACCCUCACUCCGACCAUCACCUACCCCCCUACACAAACAUACCCGAUCCUUUUGUCGUUAAGAGGCAUAGGAAAUGCUCGGAGACCAGAAGCAUUUAUAGGCGCACCAUUCGCGGCCGAACAAGAAUACUCUGAGGAAACAUUUGUUAUUAAGCAGUUCUUAGGGCAACAAAUUCCAUGAAAUUAUAAUCAAUUGCACAACCUAGGAAAUACUAUUACAUUUUUCUAUAUUUAUCAUAACGCAGGCGUAUUUGAUAAGCAGAAAUGAAUAUUGUACCCAUUCAAAAUGAAUUAAAUUAUAUAAACAAUCAGUUACCUUA